Molecule: messenger RNA, 1884 nt
Organism: Chilo suppressalis (striped riceborer)
Lineage: Eukaryota; Metazoa; Arthropoda; Insecta; Lepidoptera; Crambidae
Source: the annotation of a GenBank genome assembly
GCAAACGCGAGUGGUACACUGCAUUAACGUAAAGUGACAGUAAUGGCGAAAGUAAAGGUUGAACAGGGUUGGUUGGAGGGCGAAGUGUUAGAUGCAGCAAGCAUUGACGGUGAUCAGAGAAUAUUCUACAGUUUCAAAGGGAUUCCUUAUGCUACGCCGCCUGUGGGAAAACUUAGAUUUAAGGCACCACUACCCCCUCAACCUUGGAAUGGCAUCAGAGAAUCAAAGAACCACGGACCGGUGUGUCCACAAAAAGACAUCUUCAAACAAGUUGUUAUACCAGGCAGCGAGGACUGCCUGUACCUCAACGUCUACUCACCAGAUCUGAAACCCUCAAAGCCUCUCGCAGUUAUGGUAUUCAUCCAUGGAGGCGGAUACAAGAGUGGUUCGGGCAAUGUAGACCACUACGGUCCAGACUUCCUAAUGAACCACGAUGUCGUUCUUGUCACUAUCAACUACAGGCUGGAAGCGCUGGGAUUCCUAUGCCUUGAUACCGAAGAAGUUCCCGGCAAUGCAGGACUAAAAGACCAAGUUAUGGCAUUGAAGUGGGUGAAACAAAACAUCAGCAACUUUGGGGGAGACCCAAACAACGUCACAGUAUUCGGCGAAAGCGCUGGAGGCGCUUCCACUGCUUUACAUAUUCUAUCACCAAUGUCUAAAGGACUAUUUCAGAGAAGUAUUCCCAUGAGUGGUGUACCGUUUUGCGAUUGGUCGAUCCCGUUCGAACCUAAAAGACGUGCAUUUGUAUUGGGUAAGCAUUUAGGCUUCGAGACAAACGAUACCAAACAACUUCUCGAGUUUCUCCAAAGUGUCCCAACGUCGGAUUUGAUAGACGUAAAACCUCACGUGACGACUUCUGAAGUAAUUGGAGACAAUAUACUCAAAAUGUUCCAUUUUACACCUGUGGUAGAAAAAGACUUUGGCAACGAACAUUUCUUGACCGAAGCGCCUCUACAAGUUUUGAGAAAUGGAAAAAUCAAUGAAGUGGACGUGCUAAUAGGUUAUACCGACAUGGAAACAUUAGUUGCCAUACCUAUUCUGGAAAAUUCUUUGCUAAAAGAUUAUAGCAAAUAUCCGGAACUAUUAGUUCCCAGAAAGAUACUUAUGGAAUCGAAUCCCAGAAAAUGUUUACAAAUCGCAGAUCGAAUUCGCGAGCACUAUUUUGGUAGAAAACCUAUUUCUGGGGAAACAAUAAAAGAAUAUAUAAAGUACUCCACAGAGUGCACUUUCUUUUAUGACACAUACAUAUUUUUAAAACUCCUUUGCAAGAGCAGUACAAAGAAAUUAUAUCAGUAUAGAUUCUCGAGCGUUUCCGAUUUGAAUAUUUAUGGACAUCUCGGGUCGCCUUACGGUUUGAUUGGAGCUUCUCACUUAGACGACCUGAUGUAUUUGUUUGAUGCUAAACACGCGAAUAUAAAGUUGGGGCUGAAAGAACGCAAACUGGUUCAGCAGGCUUGUACUCUGUUCACUAACUUCGCUAAGAAUGGAGUAAUGACCACAUCCUCGUCGGAGGUUCAGUGGCCAGAGUAUGGACAAGGGGAGUACUACGGGGACAUCGGAGAUGGGCUCACAAUCGGGCAGCACUUGGACGCCGACGCCAUCAGCUUCUGGAGGAGUAUCUAUGAAGAUGCUGGAAUUGACCUAUUCUAAAUAAACAAUGUACGAUCCUGGGCAUGGUGGAAGGAGCUAGAAUUAUAAAGUUAAUAAGAGCAAUACAAAAUUCGUAAACUUCAUCUAUUCACUGUAAAUUAACCCUCAGGCCUCGAAUUCGAAACGAAAAUAGACACACAAACACCGCUAAAACUCAUCAAAACGCAAUCAACACCACAUACACUCAUAAUACUAUUCUAAAAAACUAAAGUGACUGUUAUUUUCUGGUGAUUG